UGUGUCCGUUUUCAAGAUCAUGCAGCUCUGAGCCAAGGUGAAGGAUGGGGAGAUGGACUGAUUUAGCAACAUCUCCAUUCUUAGACCCUACUGCCAGUGGUGGAACAACACUUUAUAAAUACACUUUAUCAAACAGCAGGCAGCCAAGGUGGAAACAGUCCUUAUCUGCUCUAUCUGGGGGCACUGACAGUGAAGGGUGGAGGAUGUUUGACAUGUUGUAUGAGUGGUUCUGGUGGGACAGAAUCUGGCUGCCAGUGAAUCUGACAUGGAUAGACCUGGAGGACAGGGAGGGCCGUGUCUAUGCCAAAGCCUCACAUCUCUAUGUCACCAUCCCCUGCGCCUUUGCCUUCUUGCUCAUCAGAUACCUGUUUGAAAGUUGGAUAGCAACACCACUUGCAGUCUCUGCUGGGAUCAAGCAAAGAGUCCAUCUGAAAGCAGAAACCCACCCCAUCCUGGAACUGUACUACACUGCUAAGUGCAGAUAUCCUGCUCAGGUAAGCAAAGUCCCACUCAAAUAUCAGUCCUAUGACUCGUGACAGUUUGAAUAUCUGUACCACUGACACAUUACUGUUAACUACAUGGCAAAAUGAAACUACACUGUUCAUAUCUCAGUUCAAAAUGUCAGUUGUUUUACAACCUAAUUUUUAUAGUUUUUCCCAGAAUACCUAUCACUUAUUGGUAACAUUAUAUAUAAUGUACUCUGCUUUACUGCGGACACCUGCAGACCUGACAUCUCUGCUAGACACAGUUUUACCACAUAUAUGUCAGGGGAACCAAAUGAGCUAUCAGACAGAUUUCCAGAACUAAUUACUGGUUCAAACAUGAGCUCAGACCAGUUUUCCAUUGCUGUGGAAGAAUAUCAGGUGCAUUAUCUUUGGGUUUCACUCCUUUAUAAGUGGUUAGGAUAACUGUAUUAAAGUGUUUUUGAUUUGUUUUAAACCUGUUGGAUUAUCUGAUGCUGCUUGUGCUAUUGGACUCUGGGGUAGUGAAAAUGUUCAUAACUGACAGCCAAAACCAUGAAAACAAGCUGAAUCAUUUGUCUCCUACUGUAGAUUGAACAGACUGAACACAAUACAACUACAGAGUUAAUUAACUCAAUGUACAGUAUGAAUCUAUAUCACUCCAUUACACGGCCAAGAAUAACAACACAUAGUACUACACUGAUUGACAAUAUAUUUACCAACGUUAUUGAUAAGAAAGUAGUAAGUGAACCACUUAUAAAUGACACAAGUGACCAUAUGCCGGUCUUUGCAGUCAUUCAGAGCUGUAUUAGUACCAACAAGGACAUUUAAACUUAAAACCCAAUUAGACACAAAACACAAGGUGCAAUUAACUCUUUUGAAGACCUAAUGAAACAAGACUGGAAUAAAGUCUGUGUGGAAGAUGUAAAUGAAGCCUCUGAGACAUUUUUGUCUAUAACAACCACUCUCUACAAAAAUGUAUCCUCUAGUAACCAAAGUAGUAAAACAGAAAUUUGCUGAAAAAGCGUGGCUGACUAAGGGAAUGCAAGAAGACAAAAUCAUUAUAAAAAGAAUGUUUAAGGAAAAGAACAAAGCAGAACACACAUACAAAACAUAUAAAAACAAACUGACAAGUAUUAUGAGACAU
Molecule: messenger RNA, 1608 nt
Organism: Thunnus maccoyii (southern bluefin tuna)
Lineage: Eukaryota; Metazoa; Chordata; Actinopteri; Scombriformes; Scombridae
Product: ceramide synthase 2-like
Exons: 4
Coding region: 45-536 (163 amino acids)
Source: RefSeq, a predicted model, not a curated record